Molecule: messenger RNA, 987 nt
Organism: Chaetomium globosum CBS 148.51
Lineage: Eukaryota; Fungi; Ascomycota; Sordariomycetes; Sordariales; Chaetomiaceae
Exons: 3
Coding region: 1-987 (328 amino acids)
Source: RefSeq, a predicted model, not a curated record
AUGAGCUGCCUCCGCGGCGUCCAGGGUAAAUUUGAGAAAUUCAAGUCCCGACACGAAUUUCGCAACCGCUGGGAAGUCGCGCUCGAGCCGAAACGAUUGGAGUUUCUCCUUAACCGGGGUGAGGUGCUAGGGAUAGCAAAGGCCAUAGUUACCUUUGACAGAUUACAAAAGGCGUGUGGUACGGGGGCCCAUGGGGAGGGCGGGAGGGCCGGGGAGGCCCUCUGCCCUACCCAGCAGGGUCAGGUGCCCUGUAAGUGCCCCUGCUGCGGAGGAAGGCACCCGGGCUGGGCCAAGGAGUGCCCGGGAAGGGCCAGGGCCAAGAAGGAGGCGAGAGAGGCAUACCAAUACCGACCAAGGGUGUUCGAGCCAGCUCGGACAGCAGCUGCGGAGCCUAUAACAGCACCAAGAUCAGCAUUCACCUACGAGAAGGCCCGACCACAGGAGGAGGAGUUCAACAAGAGGAGGAAAACUCGAGGCCGGAGGCCCCGUCAGGGCCCGCAGAGUCCCACGCCCAUUGAACUAGCCGCUAGUGUAGUGGCCCAGUGGGUUAGCUACAAAUGGAAGAUCGGGUGGAAGGAUAGGGGGUCGAAUACCAAGGAGGUGGUCGAACUGGCCAGGCAGGCCCGGUGGGAACAACAGAGAGCCAGUCAACAAAGUACUACUCGACAGAGGGUAUUAAACAGGAGGAUAGCCGACGAAGACCCCCCAGCCCUCUUAUUUACCGACAAAGCUCUGAUGAGACACGAAGGUCUUACAAAGGCGCAGAGCUCCCUCCUUUCCCAGGCCCGUAUCGGGGAUAUAGGCCUCCGGGACUACCUGUUCAGGGUGAAAGUCCUGGAGGUCCGUACCCCUAUUUCGAGUGCGGGAGAGGCAGGGAGACAGUGGAGCACUUGGUGGUUUGGUGCCCCGACCCGCCGUUACAAAGGCCGUGGGACGGCAGAGAGAUUCGGUCACAUCGGGACCUACAAACCGUAUUACGGGGAGUAG